Molecule: messenger RNA, 2817 nt
Organism: Glarea lozoyensis ATCC 20868
Lineage: Eukaryota; Fungi; Ascomycota; Leotiomycetes; Helotiales; Helotiaceae
Product: ARM repeat-containing protein
Exons: 4
Coding region: 1-2817 (938 amino acids)
Biological process (GO): vesicle fusion with Golgi apparatus; endoplasmic reticulum to Golgi vesicle-mediated transport; transcytosis
Cellular component (GO): endoplasmic reticulum; cytoplasm; ER to Golgi transport vesicle membrane
Source: RefSeq, a predicted model, not a curated record
AUGUUCACUAUCGCAAGUACGCCGGCGAAGCAGAGUGUCACCGAGACCAUAUCGACCUUAGCCUCGAGGCUUUCAAGCUCGACUCUUUUGGAGGACAGACGAGCUGCGAUUUUGGGACUGCGAUCAUUUGCCAAGGACUAUCCUGCAUCGGUAGCAUCUGAUGCGCUUCGAGGGUUGAUUACUAGUCUCACGAAAGAUGGCGAGGAUGUUGAUACCGUUAAGGUGGUGCUCGAGACACUUCUGAUGCUCUUCAACCCCAAUGAGAACAGCCCAGAAGCAUCAGAGGAGAUUGCAUUGUGGCUUGCAGACGAAUUCACACAACGUCAAGAUAAUAUCACCCUAUUGCUUGAUUUCCUAGAGACCAAUGACUUUUAUUCUCGAUUAUACUCCUUACAGCUCCUCUCCGCCAUUUUAGCGUCUCGAACCGAACGAACGGAAGAAUGUAUCUUCACAGCACCAUUAGGAAUCUCGAGAUUAGUGGCUGUGCUAGAUGACAGGAGGGAGGCGGUUAGGAAUGAAGCUCUUGCGUUGCUCACCUAUUUGACGCCUAGCUCGUCCGAACUCCAAAAAGUAGUAGCUUUUGAAAAUGUGUUUGACCGCAUAUUUAGUAUAAUCAAGCUUGAAGGUUCCAUAUCUGAGGGAGAUAGAGUGGUAGAGGAUUGUUUGAUUCUUCUUGCAAAUCUUCUUCGGCUCAAUGUUUCCAAUCAGUCGUUCUUCAGAGAGACUGGCUGCGUUCCAAAGCUUGCUCAAUUACUGAGCAACUCCCUCGGUGGUGACACUACCGGAGAGGUCGCAGAAUGGGCAAUGCUCCAAAAAAAUAGAAACACAUUUGCGUUAUUGGCUGUCCUCAGAUUGUUCCUGGUUACCGGUGGUCAUGGAACACCUGCGAACCAAGCAUCUUUCUGGCAACAUGGAAUCUUGGCUCUAGUUCUUCAGAUUGCCUUCAGUCGCAAUACGGAAAUGCAGAUAAAGGCAGAGGCGCUUAUAACUUGUGCGGAUCUAAUUCGAGCAAAUUCGAGGCUCCAAGAAGGAUUUGCUCAACUUCAAGUCACUUCAGUUUUGGACGAGCCGCCAUUAGAAGGCACCGAGGCGGCACCGCAAAACGGUAUUCCCAAGGUCUAUGUCAUAGACGGCCUUCUCGAUCUCACACUAAGUGUCCCAACCCCGGCAGCUUUCGAUUCUCGGAUGGCUGCAUGUGAGUGUAUCAAAGCAUAUUUCUACAACCAUCCUGCCAUUCGAAAACACUUCUUGCGACGGGCCAUUGAUGGGCAUAAAACUGGCGCUGACGAAACCGCUAACGUGUUGACAACUCUUUUGCAGCCUAUGGAUAGCCAAGUUUCUAGCGAUCCUUAUCGUUACUGGUUUGCGGCUGUGAUAUUAUUCCAUUUGAUUCACGAAGAUGGUGAUGCUAAGAGUCUCGCAAUGAGCCUCACUGAAGGUGAUGCAUCAUCCGGCGAAGAGGUUGUAACCUGCAUUCAGACCAUAACGGAAAAUCUCAUCAUUGGUAUUCAAAAGAAUGUCGAUGAGCGUGUUCUCGUGGCCUACUUGAUGCUUUUGUCCGGGUGGCUUUAUGAGGAUCCCGAUGGCGUUAACGAUUUCCUUGGGGAGGGUAGCAACAUCCAGAGUCUGGUACAGGCAGUUGUAAAUCCUGGACCAGGUGGAGUUCUUGUUCCAGGUCUUGCGGCGGUACUUCUUGGAACAAUCUACGAAUUUUCAACGAAGGAUUCUCCUGUACCUAGAGCUACUAUUCAUCCUAUUCUGGCAUCGCGAAUGGGUCGAGAUUUGUACGUUGAUCGGAUCACGAAGCUCCGAGGCCAUCCAUUACUUCGGGAUUUUGAAGUGCUUCCGCAAAAGCUAAGCUCAGCACCCCAAGGUGGAUUUCCGGAAGUUUUCUUUGACAGGACUUUUGUCGAGUUCAUCAAAGACAAUUUCGGUCGCAUACUUCGUGCAAUUGAUCGUGAUCCGGGAAUGGAAAUUCCCAUUAUAUCGAAUGGGGUUCAGAAAGGCAUAUCAAGAGAAAUGGUAGACUCACUGCGGUCGCAGCUUGAGCAAAAGAGCAAGGCACUUGAAAAAGCAGAAGAAGAUUUACUAGUUGUUGGCAGGCAACUGGGUCAGGAGCAGGCAGAUCACCGCAGAGCGAGGGAAACCUCUACUGUGGAGCUAUCAAGGAUAAAACAGGUCAAUGAAGCUCUUCAAAGGCACCACGAAGAAGACCUCAAUAAAAUACGCGAAGAACAAAAUCGAGUCGUUCAAGAUCUUCAGAGACAGCUUGACAGUACCAAGAAAACAAACGAGGCCAAUGCUGAGCGGGUCGCACAAGAUCACCAAAGACAACUUGAUCAUGUACAGAAAACGACCGAGGCUAACGCUGCGAGGACGCGAAAACGCGCCGAAGCGGAAGUUUCCGACCUUCAGAAGAGCCUGAGCAAGUUAGAAGCAGAUCUUGAGAAGGCGAAUAAGAAUCAUUUGCAGGACCUCAAAACUGCUCACGAUGAAUACAUGACCAAACAGACUGAGCAAGCGGCUCGUCUUAAGCGAGCAGAAGAAAAGCUAGCCGAAGCCAACGAGCGCGCCGAAGCGGCUAGAAUAAAAGCAGAGAAGAGCGAGACCGCCGCAUUAGAAAGGGCGAAGGAGAAGCAAGCCAUUCAGAGCGAAUUAGAUGAUCUGCUCAUGGUGUUUGGAGACUUGGAGGAUAAAGUUACUAAAUACAAGAAUCGACUGAAGGAAGCUGGUGGCAAUGUCACAGAUGAAGAGGACGAUGAUGAAGAAGAAGAAGACGAGGAUGGCGAUGGUGAUGAGGAAGAAGAUAUUGACUAA